Messenger RNA from Cuscuta epithymum, 1192 nucleotides. Lineage: Eukaryota; Viridiplantae; Streptophyta; Magnoliopsida; Solanales; Convolvulaceae. The record is from the annotation of a GenBank genome assembly.
CCUGGAGAGUUAUUUUUUAAAAGUAAAAGGAAUUCAAAUACAAAAAAAACAGAGAAUGCACGGUGCAAACUAAUCGGUGCUUUUGGCCGGAGCAAAUCGAGCAGACCUAAGUUCUUCAAUCGGUGCUUUCGAUUGUCGUGGACUCAUUAUCAGCCAUCACACGAGGUAGAAGAUCAUCCUCGGACUCCUCGAUCAUAGCGGAUUUGUGCCAUCGCAAAUCUUCCAUCAGAUUUUCUCCGCAGUCAAAUUUCCAGAAUCAUCCUAUUUCCGUCUGUUAGAAUAAAUCGGGGUGCAGGCAUACAUAUUUUUAUGUUGUUUGUACUAGUGAAUUUUGAAAAUAAUGUAGGCUAUGGUAAUGAGGGAUGGCACUCAGAGGGUGAUGGCGCUCAAGAUUCUGAAGAUACUUUUGAUUGGAGAAAUGAUGAUUUAGCCGAAGUGAUAGGUCCAAAAAAAGAGGGGGAACUCGUUGUAUAAGUUUUACAGUUUUAAAUGUAUACAAAUAUAGCCAGAUCAGAUUUCCUUGAUGCAAUCAUUAUUUAUUCAAUGGGUUGUCUAAUUUAGUCAGGUCCCUUUUUGUGCACCAAGCUUCACAUCGAGCAUCUUCUAACCCCAACAAGGCCUGAGUCACUAAAUAUAGAGAAAAGAGACAACAAACCUUCAAUAUGAACUAUGAGAGCCAGCUAAAGCGAUGUAGGUUAUUUGAUCAUCCAUUAUUCAAUUUCACGUUAAUCAUUGUGUUUCAUGUUUCUUUUUCCAGACUUCAAUUAUGGAAGGAAACAGGUGCCAUCUUGAAGUUCUUGAAAAUUGAUAUUCAGAAAUUCAAUUUGAAUCAUGGAAACCAGGAGCGAGUGAAAAGGUUUUUAGAUCUUUCUUCAAGUUUCAUACCAAGAGGAAUCGGGUUCCUUCAUAUUGUAUCGCUCCAACAAAAUUCCAUUUUUCAAAUGAACCAAGCCAUUGGCGAAUUGUCUCCGACCACAUGAUCGAUCAUCAAUCGGAAGCCAACAACCCAGGAGCUAAUUAGAGAUUUAGUAUAUAGUUGAUCUUGAUUGAACAAUCUAGUCUUGUGUACUUAAUUUGUAUUAGUCUUUUAGAUACAUUUGAAUGAUAUACUAAAAACUUAUUUCAAUUUGCAAGUUUGAAUACGAAAAUAAUCUCUAAUACCCUACUUUGUUAUUAGUUAUUACAGGACAUA